Messenger RNA from Panicum virgatum (switchgrass), 750 nucleotides. RefSeq names its product barwin-like. The transcript is spliced from 2 exons. The coding region runs from base 122 to 565 and encodes 147 amino acids. Gene Ontology annotation, molecular function: RNA nuclease activity. Gene Ontology annotation, biological process: defense response to fungus; defense response to bacterium. NCBI's taxonomy places the organism in Eukaryota, Viridiplantae, Streptophyta, Magnoliopsida, Poales, Poaceae. The record is from RefSeq and is a predicted model, not a curated record.
GGCAGCCUAAGCUGCUUACCUCCCAUCCAUUGCACUACAACAUCAUCCUUAGCAUUCUUCAUCGAUUUGGCACAGCCAUCAUCUAGCUACGAGCUCACAACUUCAACGACCCCUGGCAGCAAUGGCGGCGAUCACCGGUGGAAGGGUGGCGCUCGCGGUGGCCGCGCUCCUCUGCGCCAUGGCGGCGACGGCCGCUGCGCAGCAGGCCUCCAACGUGCGCGCGACGUACCACCUGUACAACCCGGCGCAGAACGGCUGGGACCUCAACCGCGUCAGCGCCUACUGCGCCACGUGGGACGCCAACAAGCCGCUGUCGUGGCGGCAGAAGUACGGCUGGACCGCCUUCUGCGGGCCCUCGGGCCCUAAGGGCCAGGCCUCCUGCGGCAAGUGCAUCAGGGUGACGAACCGUGCGACGGGCGCGUCGAUCGUGGCGAGGAUCGUGGACCAGUGCAGCAAUGGCGGGCUGGACCUGGACUUCGAGACGGUGUUCAAGAAGAUCGACACCAACGGGCAGGGCUACCAGAGGGGACACCUCAACGUCGACUACCAGUUCGUCUCCUGCUGAGUGAGCACGCGCACACAUGGACCGGGAGGAACCCGGCCGGAUGUAGUAACAAGCCUCGCUUUAUAUUAGAUAUGUGUGGGGUGAUGGAAUAAAAGAUAAUAGAGACUCGGAUGAUGUGGUAGCUAGUAAUACAGAAUAAACGAAACCGCAUUGGACUAAAUAAUAAAGCGGGAUUUCGAUAUUAA